Gossypium arboreum is the source of this 1154-nucleotide messenger RNA. RefSeq lists its product as uncharacterized. The record is from RefSeq and is a predicted model, not a curated record. Bases 67 to 1056 code for a protein of 329 amino acids. Gene Ontology annotation, cellular component: cytoplasm. Gene Ontology annotation, biological process: protein refolding. NCBI's taxonomy places the organism in Eukaryota, Viridiplantae, Streptophyta, Magnoliopsida, Malvales, Malvaceae. The transcript has 3 exons.
GAACGCGAAAAAGAAAAAAGCCAUUUAAAAGGGGCGUAGAUUUCAUUACCAAAUCCAUGAACCACAAUGCAGUGGCACCUUUUGGUGGGACCCACUCCCAUCCACGGCUUUCCCCCCUCCUCCUCCUUCUCCUUCAUAGCUAACGGCGGCAACCCUUCCAUUUCCGCUUCUCCGUUCAGCGGCAGCUGGCGCCACCCUUACAACCAACACCCGAGCGAACAUCGUAACCGCUGGGUCCCACCGCCAUCAUCAUCGUUCACACCAGCGACUGGAAUCAACGGCAAGCAGAACCAUUAUACAGUACUCGGCGUCGCUAGGAAUGCUUCCUCCGCUGAUAUCAAGCGAGCUUAUCGACUUCUCGCUCGAAAGUAUCAUCCCGAUGUGAGCAAGCAUUCACGAGCUAGUGAGCUAUUCAAGAGCAUCCGCCAUGCUUAUGAAGUCUUAUCUAACGAAGUAACAAGGAUUAGGUAUGAUCAAACACUUACAUUUCAAGAGGACGUUGGGAGGUCAUACAAAGGAAAGCGGAAUCAUAGUCCUAAGUAUGAAGAUGGGGUUAGGAUAUAUAGGUGGGCUGAACUCAAACGAAAAAUGCAAGAAGAAAGAUCCCGAAAACGAUAUGAAGUAAAUGAGGAAUAUUCUUCCUUUUAUGAAGAAACUGGUGAUGAGGCUGACGAAGAAAGCCUGCAACAAGGGAGAGGGUCGUUUAUAGAAGUUAUAAAAUCUGCUUUCAUAUUGCUGUUCUUGCUGCAGACAUUUGGGUCUCAGUUUUCUCUCACCUUCAGCAGCCUAAUGGCUCUACUUGAUAAAAAGCUGGAUGCUGGCUAUAAGAUCGGUUACGUAAUUGCAUGGGUUUUAGGCGGAAGAGGUGGCGUUUUGCUGACUUUAUGUCUUUUGUUUGCGAGUUGGGUUUGUGGGAAAACCAGCAGCAGUGUGGUUGUUCUGGUGGUCAUAGCCAUGUGGGUUGGCUCCAAUCUAGCAAGAUAUGCUCCACUCCCUCAAGGUGCCCUCCUUGCACUUUUAUACAUGUCUAUCAAGCUUCAAGUUGAUCUGCACUAAUGUUCUUCAGUACAUUAUCUGCAACAUCAACUGUUGAUUUUGUACAUAUGUUUGUUCUAUUGAAAUCUAACACAAAGGGCGAUUUGUUAGAAAGAAAA